This is a messenger RNA of Heteronotia binoei (common prickly gecko), 2439 nucleotides long. It is a transcript of the gene SLC35A3, whose product is annotated as solute carrier family 35 member A3. NCBI's taxonomy places the organism in Eukaryota, Metazoa, Chordata, Lepidosauria, Squamata, Gekkonidae. Gene Ontology annotation, cellular component: Golgi membrane. The transcript is spliced from 8 exons. The record is from RefSeq and is a predicted model, not a curated record. Gene Ontology annotation, molecular function: UDP-galactose transmembrane transporter activity. Bases 276 to 1256 code for a protein of 326 amino acids. Gene Ontology annotation, biological process: pyrimidine nucleotide-sugar transmembrane transport.
GGCAUCCCCCGGGGAUGGAGCUCGAGGCGACCCGAAGGAAAACGUGAUGGGAAGCGGGAGCUCUUGCUAAGAUACAGAGGAGAAUUUGAUGUGGGGUAACCAGGGCGGCAGACCAGGGAACGGAUACCAAAGGAGGUCUGGUUCUGUUGAGCUAACCCAGCUUUCAGUUGCUGGGACGUCAUGCCUACGAUAAGAAAAGUAGCCCUAAAGAAGAGAGUGUCUUUGAGCUUGUGCAGAGUCCCUUUCCUCGCCACCAGAAAAGUGAAAGUCAAGCUAUGUCUACCAACUUAAAGUACCUUUCCUUGGGGAUAUUGGUCUUCCAGACAACAAGUUUGGUCUUAACUAUGCGUUAUUCUCGGACGCUGAAAGAGGAAGGACCCCGUUAUUUGUCUUCAACAGCAGUAGUUAUUGCUGAGCUUAUGAAGAUUAUGGCCUGCGUUUUGUUGGUUUACAAAGACAGCAAGUGCAAUUUAAGAGCAUUCAACAGAGUGCUGCAUGAUGAAAUCCUUAACAAACCAAUGGAGACCCUUAAGCUUGCUAUUCCAUCAGGGAUUUAUACACUACAAAAUAACCUCCUGUAUGUCGCAUUGUCAAAUCUAGAUGCAGCCACUUACCAGGUCACGUAUCAGCUGAAAAUACUUACCACUGCAUUGUUCUCUGUUUCCAUGCUCAGUAAAAAAUUAGGGAUGUAUCAGUGGCUUUCAUUAGUGAUUCUGAUGACUGGAGUUGCAUUUGUACAGUGGCCAACUGAAUCACAAGUGGGAGCCACGAAAGAACUUUCAGCAGGAUCCCAGUUUGUGGGUCUUUUGGCAGUCCUUAUUGCCUGCUUCUCGAGUGGAUUUGCUGGAGUUUAUUUUGAGAAAAUCUUGAAGGAAACAAAACAGUCAGUAUGGAUUAGGAAUAUUCAGUUGGGAUUUUUUGGCAGCAUAUUUGGCUUAAUGGGUGUGUAUAUUUAUGACGGAGAACCAGUAUCGAAGAAUGGUUUUUUCCAAGGUUAUAACAACCUCACCUGGAUAGUUGUAGUUCUGCAGGCGCUUGGAGGUCUUGUGAUAGCUGCUGUAAUAAAAUAUGCAGACAACAUUUUAAAAGGAUUUGCAACGUCUUUGUCCAUUAUAUUGUCAACGUUAAUCUCAUACUUCUGGCUGCAAGAUUUUGUUCCUACAAGUGUCUUUUUUUUUGGAGCUAUUCUUGUAAUAGUAGCCACAUUCCUAUAUGGGUAUGAUCCAAAGUCUGCAGGGAAUACUAUUAAAGCAUAGCAGACUCUUCCAUGCCAGCCUGUUUUGCCAAGACUGUUCAUUCAAGGACCUCCAAAUAACUGUACGGAAACUUCACCAAGCACUGGAGCAGAAGAGUUUACACUGUAUUUAAAGAACAACAUGUUAAGUGACAAACAAAAAGGAUUGGAAACAAUAUGCACCUCUGGGAAAGAAAGGUGGCCUAGUACAAAGCUUGAAGGGAAACAACAGUGACAAACAAAAAGGAUUGGAAACAAUAUGCACCUCUGGGAAAGAAAGGUGGCCUAGUACAAAGCUUGAAGGGAAACAACAGCUUCUGGUACCUGGAGUUAGAAAUGCUUCCAGAUGGAGCUCUGAGAUUACAGCAGAAUGAUUUGCUGUGUUUGACUGCUGCAGAAAUAUCCUAUGCACUCUUCUUGAAAGAGCACGUGACAACAUUUGUUGAAUCAAAACAUUUUUUUAUUUUAUAAAUUGACUAUUUUGUUUUAGUAAGUAUGAACUUGCUGUAUAUCUAUAAAUAUCCAAUCAAUUCACAAUAAGAUCUUGUUCUACAAUGAUGGCUCUUAUCAGGUAUUCCUCUUUCUUUUUUAAAAGAAAAAGAACUCAAACGUGAUUAAAAGGCAUUAUCAUUUCCAGCUUUUUAAUAUUUUACAUAGAAAGGUGACUAAAUAAACAAAAGCUGGUGUUGUAUAAAAUUUCAUAGACUAAUGAGAAAUGUUACGAUUGAUGAUUUUGGUAUUUUUACCAUUUGCCAAUCCAGUAAAAAGUAUUGCAUAUGUAAAGGGAUUGGGUCACCAACAGUGCUGCUGCAUCAUUCCCAUUCACGUCUUAAAUUAAGCCUCUGUGGGAACUGCACAAAAAGCCCAUUGAAAUGAAUGGCAGUUGCAUGAUUGCAGGGGCUGUUGGUGUGCUUCCACUUUCUGCCAAUGGCACAGUACACUCUCUUCACUGCCAACACAUGUGGCUGUGGUCAGAGAACAAUCUCAUUUCUUGAUAAGCAAAACAUUCUUGAGAUAAACUUAAUGCUGGUUUCCUUGUGUAAAAAUUUACUCUGAAGAUUUUUAAUGUACAUGGCUAAUUUUAAAAAUGCAAUGUGUAAAAAUAUUAUAAUAGCUCCAUUUGGAGCCAUAGUGGUAUAUAAUGUGUAUAUAUUGUACAAUAUGACAGAGCUUUAAAAAAUUACUGAUAAAUUACACAACCAAGA